CCGAAUUUCCAUAGUCUUAAACAUAGAAAUAUGUCUACUGGCAAUUUAUAUUCACUCUAUAUAAAUAAAAUGUACAAAAACAGUGUAAGCUGUUCGCUUGUAGUCAAUCAAAAAAAAACACUGACGAUGUGGUUUAUUACUCUAUUGUUGAUGUUGUUCCUAACGGAGAACGGAUGUUUUGGUUGCUCAUGUGCCCCCACAGGGCCUCUUCGAGUAGCCUUUUGUAGAAGCAGUUUUGUUAUAAAAGGUAAACCAGUGAAGGAGGAACUCAGUGCACCUAUUGAAGGCGAUUUGUACAGCAGCAACAGGUAUUGGGAUGUCGAGAGAAUAUAUGACGUCAACGUAAUAGAAGUGUUUAAGGCACCUGAACACGUUCAAGUGAAACCAGGAGAUGUUAUCCAAGCUGUUACUGAUGCUAGCGGGUCGUUGUGUGGUGGAAAUUUAGAAUUAGAUACCGAACAAUUAAUUAUAGGCGGAGUUAAUGACGAUGGUCAGUUAACCUUUAGUUUAUGUUCCCACAAGGAACGAAAUGGGGUGACACCUUUACAGUUAGAAGGAUUGAGAGGAGAAUACUCUUGCUAAUAAAUUAAUGUUUAGAGAUACGUCCUAACAACAAAGAACUAACGAAUCAUCUAUGAACUUAUUUUGGAAAUGCAAUUGGUUCUCAACUGACAUACAAAAGCUGUAAAGAAUAAAAAAAAAAAAAAUCGGAAUGAAAAGAAGACGAAAAGUUAAAUGUGUGUGCAUACUUGAAGUUAUGUAUAAUUGUUACAUUUAGAAAAAAAUAAUGUAUUUUGUCGGAAGUGAAAAAUAAAGGAACAUGUCUUACAAUAUAA
Mytilus trossulus (common blue mussel) is the source of this 836-nucleotide messenger RNA. RefSeq lists its product as uncharacterized. Gene Ontology annotation, cellular component: extracellular matrix. Gene Ontology annotation, molecular function: protease binding; metalloendopeptidase inhibitor activity. Lineage: Eukaryota; Metazoa; Mollusca; Bivalvia; Mytilida; Mytilidae. The record is from RefSeq and is a predicted model, not a curated record. Gene Ontology annotation, biological process: negative regulation of membrane protein ectodomain proteolysis; negative regulation of endopeptidase activity. Bases 31 to 582 code for a protein of 183 amino acids. The transcript is spliced from 6 exons.